Phyllotreta striolata is the source of this 1789-nucleotide messenger RNA. The record is from the annotation of a GenBank genome assembly. NCBI's taxonomy places the organism in Eukaryota, Metazoa, Arthropoda, Insecta, Coleoptera, Chrysomelidae.
GCAAUAUGUUCCAAGUUUUCGUUUUAACCCUCUUGGCUUGCCUGCAUUUAUCCACCAGCGAUGAAGUAUUGUUGGAAACCCCAUUGGGCAGCAUCAAAGGCAAAACCCGGACAACCAUCGACAACAUAGUGCUAUAUUCCUUCCAAGGAAUACCUUACGCUGAACCAAUGGUAAACGAAUCCAGAUUUCAAGAUCCUAAACCAAAACAGCCUUGGCAGGGGGUAUUGGACGCCACAGCGGAAAGAAGCUACUGCAGGCAGAUAACCUACGAUUACUUAGAUGGCGACGAGGAUUGUUUAUUCCUCAACAUCUACUCUCCCAAGGACCCCAAAACGCACCCCUAUCUCCCGGUGAUGGUGUUCAUCCAUGGAGGCGCUUUCAACGAAGGCUCCUCCGUAGAAGUCAACUACGGACCGGAUCAUAUAGUCAAAUACGGCGUGAUCUACGUAUCGCUGAACUACAGACUCGGACCGUUUGGUUUCCUCUCGACGGGCGACGACGUGGUUCCUGGUAAUGCCGGAUUAAAGGACCAAACGAUGGCGUUGCGUUUCUUGCAGAAGUACAUCCAUUAUUUCGGAGGAAACGCGGAGCAAGUGACCAUUUUCGGUCAAAGCGCCGGAGCGUCGAGCGUUCACUACCACGUACUGAGCCCUUUAUCUAAAGGUCUAUUCAAAGCGGCCAUAUGCGAAAGCGCCUCAGCUCUAAGCCCGUGGGCCUAUCAAGCAGAUCCAAUCAAAUACACUCGACUAUUAGCGUCUACUAUCAACCCGGAAUUCGCAAACAGCAACGCUUCUUCACAGGAAAUUUACGAUUUCCUGAGGAAACAACCAGCUGAUGUAGUAGACAGAGCCGGCUAUAAAAUAUACAAAAAAGAACCGUGGCCGAAUUACCAAAUACAACAAGGCAUGUAUUUCGGACCGGUCAUCGAGCACCAGCACGAGAACGCCUUCAUAACGAACUCGAUGUACGAAAGCCUCCGAACCGGAGAUAUCAACAACGUCACGCUGAUGAUAGGCUUCAAUUCCGAGGAGUUUUUAGGCGCCGUGGACGAUAAAACUUUCGGCAACGCCGCGGAAAUAUUCACCAAAAACAUAUCGUUACUCGUACCGGACAGCCUCAACGUGAACGAGGAGAACAAAUCGAUCGUCGCCGGAAAGAUUAAAGACUUCUACUCGCCCUACUUGGACUUCGAUGUGAGCUGGAGGCAAUUGAUCACGUACCUCAGCGACCAAUGUUUCGUCAGAUCCAUCAUCAAAGCCGCCCAACUGCAGUCCCAGUGGACCCAAGUUUACCUGUACGAAUUCCAGUACCACGGCGUCCUGGGAGGCUAUGUCGAUAAACCAGUAAUCGGGUUUUCAUCGGAUGUGAGGCACGGCGAAGAGAUCAGCUUCCUGCAGAGACGUAACUACGGCGGUUUGAACACCACGGACUUGAGUAAAUAUCCCAAAGAGGAUCAACUCGUGCAGGAGCGUUUGAUUACGAUGUUCACGAAUUUGGUUAAGCGUCUCGAUCCGACGCCGGAGAGGGUGGAACUUUUUGAGAAUAUCCAAUGGCCGCCUAUCAAACCGUAUAAUUUGAGGUACAUGGCUAUAGGGUCUUCGUUGGAGCUCAGGACGAAUCCUAAGGAAGAUUCCUACAGAUUUUGGAAUGAGAUAUACGAUCAAUAUGGAGUACCACCGUUUAAUUCGUAUUAAAAGCGUGCUUUUAAAUGAAGAUUCAUCAUGUUUAUUACAUUGAAUUGUUGUUAUCGCUUUUAACAUUAAAAAAUAAAGUUGAUAAUUGAUUAAUU